AUGGUUGCAUUGCAUGCGGCAGCUGACCAGCAGUUCAAAUUUGAGAGGGUUCAAUCACACGCCAUGCUUCGCGUUGCUGUGAUAUUGAUUUGUCCGUGGCUUGCCUCGGCCCAGUCCGCCCAGUCUGCUUGCUCCGCUGGCUUGGGGUUGCUACAGAAAUCCCCGCGACAAAAGAUACUCCAGCUACCAGGCACACAAUAUGAUUGGUCUCCCGUGGAUGGUGGCGAUGGAAGGGCUUGCAGAGGAGGAAGCGAUUCUGACAACUCGGCCUCCUACUACCGCGUGGUUUCUGGCAUUCAAACAUUGAAUGACUGCCAAGCCGAGUGCAUGAACGACGCGGAGUGCGGAGGUGUCGAAUUCAGCCCUGGGCGCUGUGAAGUUUGGACGAGGGCAGGUGGCAUUGAGGCCACCGUUUCCUUGGACAACUUCCAAUGCUGGAGCUACAAGCCCUCGCUUUACCUUCCAGUCGAUGGCGGCAUCGGCCGCCAGUGCAGAGGCAUCCUCGAGGACGAGGCGAGCUACUUCCUGCAGCCAGGUGUGCAGGCGUUGCCAGCCUGCAAAGGUCUGUGCGAGUCGGAGCCGGCUUGCAAGGGCAUUGAGUAUGCUGUUGAAAGUGAGCAGUGCAAAGUUUGGACCGAAGGCAUUGGCGCGUCGAUUCCUGCGGAUGGCCACGAGUGCUACCGCCUGGAGUUUGUUUAUGUCAACUCCUCCGAGCCGUUGAGCGCCUGCCGGGGCGCACAUGCCAACGACAACAGCGCAAGCUACUUCUCUGUGGUCAACGUGUUAGGCCUGGAGGAGUGCAAGCAGAGUUGCAGGGAGGAGCCUGCCUGUCAAGGCAUUGAGUACUCCUCAGCCCGGUGCGAGGUGUGGACUAGGCCAGGGGGCAUUGAAGCGGUCAAGCCGCUGGCUGGGACCAUGUGCCUGAAGUAUGCUGGGACAACUCUGACGACCACGACUGCAACCCAGGCAACCUCAGCGCCUGUGACCACGACAAGUGCCACAUCAGCGCCUGUGACCACGACAAGUACCACAUCAGCGCCUGUGACCACGACAAGUACCACAUCAGCGCCUGUGACCACGACAAGUACCCCAGAACUACGUCAGUCUCCCGCAAUUGUAGAGGUGCAUACGAGCAGUGUGGCGGCAAGUCAUGGAAUGGCGAGACUUGCUGCAUCUAUGGAUGGGAAUGCGUGUUUGACAACGACUUUUAUUCCCAGUGCAAGCCUAGCAGCCAGUCCACAACCACCAAGCCACUCAACUGUGACGCACCAGGCACGCCCAUUUCCAAGCUGUAUCAACAGUGCGGAGGUGUCUCUUGGAGCGGCGCCAAGUGUUGUGAAGAUGGGACCGUGUGCGUCUAUGACAACGACUACUACUCAAGCUGCCGGAAGAACACUGUCACCACAAUUGGUCUGUCGUCCACCGAGACCCAAACCACCCAGGGAAGCAGCAGCAGCACCAGCAACAGCGCCACCACCAGCACCACCACCACCACCACCACCACGACGGCCACAACCACCACAACCACGACGGCCAUCGUUGUCACAACUACCGCAACAACAAGCGGGUCAACCGCUGCGAGCACCACAACCACCGCAAACACCGCCACGGGCAGCGCAACAGCCGCUACCACGAGCAGCGCUGCCAGCACUUCAUUGA
Effrenium voratum is the source of this 1659-nucleotide messenger RNA. Lineage: Eukaryota; Dinophyceae; Suessiales; Symbiodiniaceae. The record is from the annotation of a GenBank genome assembly.